UAUAAAGCAAGUGUUUAAGAAAGUUUUCAAAAUUUGAAAAGUUGAAUUCUAGUUCAAAAUAAAAUUUAAAAUGUAUAAACAUUUUGCAAUUAUAUUUCUUCUUUCCAGAUGUCUUUUUGUACCUGUAACUUGCAAUAAAGAAGAUGAUCUAAAUAAGAAAUAUAUAACAAUUAGAGAAAUAUAUAGAGAUUAUGUGAAUAUUUUUUAUACUAAUUUCGGAAAACUAAUAAAUUGUCCGUCAUGGAAUUUAAACAUUGAAAAAUGCAAUGAUGAAGUAAAUGACAUUAAAUUAAAGGUAAAAGAGUUUACUGAAAAUUCAGAUGUACAAGAAAGUAGAGAUAAGUUAACAACAUUAAUUCAAUAUACGGAUAUGAUUAAAAGAGAAAACAAAACUUGUUUGAGACAGGAAGAAAACCCAACUUUGAAUGAGAUCAAAAUAUUGCUCUAUCUCAUUAAAGAAAAAUUUGAUUUAGAAGAUAGUGUGGUAUUCCAAAAAAUGAUGAUUAUGGAUGCUUUUAAAGCAUAUUUCUAUCAUUUAAAUUUAUAUAUUACAACUUACCCUUGUUAUACUGAGACAUCAGAAGUGACAAAUGGAAUAAAUGAUUUUAAAAAUUAUAUUAAAGAAUUAAAUUUAAAGUUUCCCUGGGUUAUAUAUGAAGAUAUAUCAAGUUUUGGGAAAAGUUUUAUAUCAAAUGUCACAGAUUUUGUAACUCGUAUGAAUAAAAAUGCUACAGGAUGUAAGGAAAAAGUCAAAGAAUUUGAUUAUACAAGAAAUAUUACAAUGAAUUUGCAAACAAGUUAUUCGAAUUUUGUUGAAAAGAUUGAUAAAAAAGAAGUGGAAAAAUUCAAUAACUCAAUUUACCUUGUACCAAGCAAUAUAACAAACUCUGAAAUAGUUCUAAACAACAAAAGGGAGAGACUUAACGAAAUACACGAGAUAUAUGUGACUCUUUUUUUAAAAAAUUUCGAAAUAAUAAAAAAUUGUCCGACAAGGAAUUUAACCGUUGAAAAAUGCAAUGAUGUAAUAAAUGAUAUUAAAUUAAAGAUAAUAAAUAUUAAUGAAAAUACAGAUGUUCAAGAGAGUACAGUUAAUUUGGAAAACUUAUAUACAUUUCAAAGAUGGUGGUCCCUCGAAAAAAACAAAACUUGUAUGAGCCUGAAAAGAAACCUAAGUUUGAAUCAGAACAAAAUAUGGAUCCAUGUCAUUGAAGAAAAUUUUAAUUAUUUACAGCAAAAUACCUCGAUGGAAAUUAAGAACCUGCUUAUAGAUGCUUUUAAAGCAUAUUUAUAUCAUUUAAAUUUAUAUUUUACAACAACUUACCCUUGUUAUAUUGAGACAUCAAAAGUGACAAAUGGAAUACCCAAGCAUGAUGUUGAAAAUUAUAUUAAAGAAUUAAAUUCAACGGUGCCCUUGCUUAGAAAUUUUGAUUCCAACGGAUUUGAUAUUAAUUUUAAGCUUGGGAAAAGUUUUGUAUCAAAUUUCACAGAAUUAGUAACGGGUAUGAAUAAUAAUGCUGCAGGAUGUAAGAAAAAAUUCGAAGAAUCUGAUUAUACAACUCAUAUUAAAAUGAAUUUGAAAACAUUUGAAGACUGUGUAGAUGACAUUGUAAAAAAUCUAAUGAAUAAAAAUUAUUUUCCACAAGUCUGUAAAAUAAAUGUAUCAGAAACUGCAACAGUCUCUGAAACAACUAAAGGAUUAGAAACUAUAACAGUUUCUGUAAGAGACAAUGGAAUAGAUUCUGAAACAAGCCAAGGAUUAGAAACUAUAACAGUUUCUGUAAGAGACAAUGGAAUAGAUUCUGAAACAAGCCAAGGAUUAGAAACUACAAAAAUCUCUGUAACAAUCAGUACAGACUCUGGAAUAGUUGUUAGCAACUCUGCUCAAAGUGUUUUUUCUUUUGUGCCAAUUUGGGGUAUUCCACCACUAUUACUUGUUUUGAUGGCAAUUAUUUAAACAUUUAAAUUAUGUGAAUAGAAUUUCUUUUGAUGCAAGUAAAAAAAACAGAACAAGAAAAUUCUUGUUCAUAAUCUUUAAUUUCAAAGUUACAUGAACGUUCACUUAGUUCUAAGUUGAAAACACUUUUAAAAAAUUCCAAGUUUAAAAAAAUAAAAUUGUUUCUUAAAACAUUUACAAAUAAUUUGUUGAGUUUAGAACAAUGAAUCAGCCAUGACAAAUUCACUAAAUCAGUAAUAAAUUUUACAAAUAUAUUAACAAUAUUGAUAUAUUGACAAACAGAUUUUUCUUUUAUAUUUUUCACAUAUUUUUCAUUGGAUCUUUGGACCCAUCUUUUAAUCUAAUUGCGUAAUUAUUUUAUGAUUUUACUUUUCUCUAUUUCAAUGGUAAUAAAAAUAAAAAACAAAUUAUGUGAUUUAUCUUCUUCUUUUAUCAAAAUUAGAAAAACUUAAUUGUUUUUAGAAAAAGAAACACGGAGAGAAAUAGAUGGUAAGAAAUUAUGAUCUUAAGAUGGUUAAAAGUAGAUGGUAUCCGGUACAAUCUAUAUGCUACUCGGUACCAUCUAGAUGAUAAAAAAGUGAGGUUAUGUUACCCACUUUACAAUCAAGAUGGUACUCCGUACAAUAUGUAUAGUAUCCCGUACAAUCUAGAUUCCUGUCCGUAUAUGUAAGAUCAAAUAUGAUACCUGAUACUAUCUAGAUAGUACCCCGUACCAUCUAUUUCUCUCCAUGAAGUUUUAAUUUAUCUAAACUUGGGAAACUGUUUAAUUUUUAAUUUGAAAGCACUUAGUUUUUAUUUCACCUUAAUUGGUCUUAAUUGAUUGUAAAAAUAUAUUUCUUGCAAAUAAAAAGAAAACUUAAAAAAUA
Leptopilina boulardi is the source of this 2820-nucleotide messenger RNA. RefSeq lists its product as uncharacterized. The transcript has 9 exons. Lineage: Eukaryota; Metazoa; Arthropoda; Insecta; Hymenoptera; Figitidae. The record is from RefSeq and is a predicted model, not a curated record. The coding region runs from base 71 to 1954 and encodes 627 amino acids.